Messenger RNA from Penicillium crustosum, 1842 nucleotides. Its product is annotated as fungal specific transcription factor domain-containing protein. Gene Ontology annotation, biological process: positive regulation of transcription from RNA polymerase II promoter by galactose; DNA-templated transcription. Gene Ontology annotation, molecular function: zinc ion binding; DNA-binding transcription factor activity, RNA polymerase II-specific; RNA polymerase II cis-regulatory region sequence-specific DNA binding. Lineage: Eukaryota; Fungi; Ascomycota; Eurotiomycetes; Eurotiales; Aspergillaceae. Bases 1 to 1842 code for a protein of 613 amino acids. The transcript has 2 exons. The record is from RefSeq and is a predicted model, not a curated record. Gene Ontology annotation, cellular component: nucleus.
AUGUACAGCUAUUUACGCACAUUGGAGAAACGAGUUGAAUCUCUUGAGAGGGUGGCAUUCCCGUCUGCUUCGGAUGCACCAGUAGCCCCUAGACCUCCUGGCGCUGGUCAAGAUCGACAUGCAUCGGCUCAGGCUCAGGCUUCUCCCACAUCCUCGACAGUCGUUGGGCCUCUUAAUACAAACCCUUCAUCGACCUCGAUGGUGGUCGAUGCCAAUGUAUCAAUCGGAGGCGCCACAUUUACGCAGGCGAUUUUGAACAGCCUCCAUGGUCAUAAUUCUCUAGCGGCGCAAUCAAUCGUGGCUAGUGGCGAGCCCCGCGCAAAGCAAUCCUUGCUGACAUUGGAAGAUCUAUAUACGCUGCCGGACAAUACAUCAGAGACUUUAGAUCGAUAUUUUGCUCUCCGAAACAUACUCACACCUUUGUUUCACGAACCUACCGCGAGACCAAUGUUCGAUGCGGCGCUACGUUGCUCAGCGGAAGAGAAAUAUCAGCAUCGGUCCUCAUUUAUCCUCCUCAAUAUGAUUCUUGCACUUUGUACUUCCCACUGGUUGUCUGAUGUCGACAAGAACGCUCCCACAGCACGGAAACACUACGAUAUUGCGAUGACGCUUCUGCAGCCUAACAUGUUGCGCGAUUGGACCCUAGAACAUGUCCAAGCACUUCUUCUGGGUGCUCGAUAUCUCCAAGGCACCACAUGCGGCGAUGAAUGCUGGAAUAUCCUUGGUUUGGCUAUUCGAAUCGCUCAUGGUUUGCGUCUGCAUCAAGAGCCGCCUCAGUCAGACGCGCCCCCGUUGCGUGAAACAAAACGGAGAGUUUGGUACUCUGCCUACAUGCUUGAUAUGCAUUGGAGUAUGGUAUACGAGCGUCCACCAGCUACCAAAUCGUCUGAAUUCUCCGUCUGCAUGCCUGAAGAUCUCGAUGAUGUCUGUAUCCAGGCAGACAGGGUGCUCUACCCGACACCCAGGCAGCCAUCAUUCUUAUCUUUUUUCAUUCAGAACAUCAAGUUGUAUCGUAUAGUUGAGAAGGCUUUGGCCCGCGUAUCAGAGUGUAAAGCUGAGCGCAGAGUGACGGCGGAGUUGGUGAUGGCCCUUGAUGAAGACUACCAGGCAUGGCUCCGAGAGCGCCCAGCACAUCUCAUUCUCAAUCUCCAGGAUGCCAAAGAGCCCACAUGGAUUCUUGCCUUGCGUGGUAAUAUGGUUUGUAUCUUGAUUCAUCGACAGUCACUGAAGGUGAGUUUACAUGAGAGAGACGGACCUGGACCAAUUGAGGAGUCCACAGUCAAUCAUAUUAUACGUUCGAGUCAGAGGAUCUGCGUGAAUGCCGCCAUGGAUUCCAUUGACAUUGUCGCUCUAAGACACGAGCAAACAAAGGAGACAAUGGGCCUUGACCGGUUCAAUGUCUACUACUUAUUCAAUGCCGCGACAGCUUUGGUCUCAUAUAUAGCAAAUCCGUUCUACACCCGUGACCCACCUAUCCUUGACAAAAUGGACAAGGCACUGCACAUGAUUAAGUCAAUGUCGAGAAAUCACUCUUUCGCACAACGGGCACAUUCCUUUCUUCAGCAACUCAUCGGGUACAUGUAUCAACAAUUGGGCCCCCGGGAAAGAAAAUCGGAGAAUUCGGCUAUCCCUGAAUGUGUAUUCCAUACACAGCCAGUGGAAACACAGCCAACAGAAGCUAUAGGAACCUCAAAUAUGUCCUCUGAUUUUCACGCAUUGUUUGACUUUACGCAAGAACUCACGGACAAUUUAGAGACACAGCUAGGGGAUUUCGACUCUCGGGGCUUGUCCGAGUCCAUGUGGACGUUUACCGAAGACGGUACAUUUGGUGGCUUCCUAUAG